Messenger RNA from Brenthis ino (lesser marbled fritillary), 282 nucleotides. The record is from the annotation of a GenBank genome assembly. NCBI's taxonomy places the organism in Eukaryota, Metazoa, Arthropoda, Insecta, Lepidoptera, Nymphalidae.
AUGUCUUCAUCGUCCGGAUUAAGUCCGAUGAGAGUGACUAAUAGUGCAAGUGAAGUGUCGCGUGUUUUGGACUCUGUUGAGCCGCACGCUCUUUCCGUAUCUUCCAGUUUGGAGGACCCAGUUGACCCACGAUCUUUUUCGGAUUCUAUUGUUCCUAAGAGGAAGCACCUUUACGCCGAGGAGGUGCGAAGUCAGUGGAAUUUUGAAAAAAUAUAUAAGGUUUUGGGUACAGAAGAGAAGUGUGUGGAGUUCUCGAAGAGAGUUGGACUUAUACCAACAACC